CAGGGGCGGGCGAAGAUGGCGGAGGCAGAACAGACCUGCAAAAGCUCUGUUGCAGAUAGAGCAAGUUAAGGAUAUAAGAAGGCCCAUACUGAGUCAGACCAAAGGUCCAUCUAGUCCAGUAUCCUGUCUUCCCAACAGUGGCCAAUUGCGGAUGCCUCAGAGGGAAUGAACAGAAAAGGAUUUGGGAUACGUCCUAAAUUAAAAUACUGACUGCAAGUGAAUCUUCUCCAAUCACACUGGUGGAUCUCGCCUAACACAUCAUGGCAGAAAGCAAUUCAGCAUCAACUAUACCAAAAAAGUGUGGUCCAUACAUUUCAUCUGUAACCAGUCAUGGCAUGAACUUGGUGAUUCGUGGAAUCGUGCUAUUUUUUAUUGGUGUGUUUCUUGCGUUAGUAUUAAACUUGCUACAGAUUCAGAGGAAUGUUACUCUCUUUCCGCCUGAUGUGAUCACAAGCAUCUUCUCUUCGGCUUGGUGGGUACCGCCUUGCUGUGGUACAGCUUCAGCUGUGAUUGGGUUAUUGUAUCCCUGCAUGGACAGACAUCUGGGAGAGCCACAUAAAUUUAAGAGAGAAUGGUCCAGUGUAAUGCGUUGUGUAGCAGUCUUUGUGGGUAUAAAUCAUGCUAGCGCUAAGGUGGAUUUUGCCAACAACAUACAGCUAUCUCUUACACUAGCUGCACUUUCAAUUGGACUAUGGUGGACCUUUGAUAGAUCACGAAGUGGCUUUGGGCUUGGAAUAGGAAUUGCUUUUCUGGCCACCUUGGUAUCACAGUUUCUGGUCUACAAUGGGGUUUACCAAUAUACGUCUCCAGAUUUCCUUUAUGUUCGUUCCUGGUUACCAUGUAUAUUUUUUGCUGGUGGCAUUACUGUGGGGAACAUUGGUAGGCAGCUGGCAAUGUAUGAAUGCAAAGUCAUUGCAGAAAAAUCUCACCAGGACUAAGGAAAAGCAAAAUGCAUCUUUUAUACAGGAAAAUAUGACAGACAACUGUUGGAAGAACGUGCUAUAAGGAACAUUUUGACUGUAAAAUUGCCAAAAUGCAGUUUUUCCCCCUUUGAAUGGUACACUUUACUGCAAUCUGUGAUUGCUGCUUCUGUAAGUUAGUUAGAAACCUUGGUGUCCUAUUACUGUGAAGUAACAUUUGUAUGCAAUAGAUUUGACAAUAUUCGUUCAUAGACAAGAUUCAGUUUUUUUGCCAAUCUAAAAUAGGUUUACCAUCUUUUUCCACAAUAUUACAGUGCCAAACUGACCUUGGAGUUACUGUAGUGUAGCUGAAAAUUCUGCUUCAGUUUCUCUGGCAAUUUGAGGAAUUGAAGUUUUUGAUAUUUUAGGAAAAGCCAGAGCAUUCAGAAUUAAGACUGAAGAUAUUGUAACCCAUGCUAGUAGCUAGUUAUAUUUAUUGUCUUACGUACCAACAUGAGUUACAGGUGACCUGUGAUAUCAAUAAGGAAACCAAGUUAAGCCCCAAAAUGUGCUAAAUCGCUUUUUAAAAAACAAUUGUCAAAUGUGGGAAAAACUUAUAUAGGACUAUCUGGACUGCCCCCCCCCCCCACACCAUCUUUCUUUCCCCUUGUAUCUGUCUCAAAAUGAUACAUUAUUAGGAAAUCUCUAGUGAGCUUGGAAAUGGAAACUUUCCUGAUGCUGAAAAAUCUUCAGAAAAAUGAAAAAGGAAAUUGAAGACUAAUUUCAGAAUGUGUCUUCUCACCUUGCUACUGAUUCCUGAAGACAGCUAUCUCCUAGGCCUACAUUCUGACACUACUAGUCAUGUUGAGUAAAACCUUUCUCUGCAUUAGUCUGGUUGAAGUCCGUGGGACUAGUGGGGGUGUAGGGUUGUACUGUUUUAGGUACCCGUAUGGCCCCAUUCGUAUGAUAUCUGAGUGCCUCAAACUCUUUAAGGUGUUCAUUCCUACUCCCCCCUCUGGGAGAUAGGAAAGCACCAUAAGUCGCAUUUUAUAGUUGCGGAACUUAGGCACAGAGGCUAAAUGUCUUGCCCAAGGUCACACGGGAAAUCUGUGGCAAAGCAGGGACUUGAUCCCAGAUCUUCCAAGACCUACUUUAUUGCACUAACCACUUCUCCUGUCAGUAUGUGUGUUGGAAUCUGGCCCAUAGUUUGGGGCUAACACCCAAUCCUCCCCACCCCCCUUUUUACUCGGCUUUGCAUUUCUCCCUUGAGAUUAUAGGGUAAAGACACCUUUGCUGCAAAUAGGCAUCUCCCUCUUUCUCCCCUGAUUGAUUUAAGUUGAGUUUUGCCUGACCAUACCAUCAGUGAAUUUGCCCUGAAACUUCCUCUUUUUCACUUCCAUCACUUUCUUGAUGUUGUUUAAACAAGCUCUUUUGUUUAAUUUGAAUGAUUAAUAUUUUAAUCUUCCUUGAAAGUUUUUUAAAACACGUUACAGUCCCAUAAAGAGGUUGAAGUUGGUCCAAAGAACAAAUACUUGUUUUAAUAAAUAAUAAUGUCUAUGUAUGUAUAGUACAUGAAACCUGAUAUAGGCAGGGGUUUUUUUGAGUCUUGUGUUUUUAUGUCUGAAGUCUAUAACAUGUGCAGUUAAAUGCCUCUAUGUAACAAAACGAAGGGUUACCAGAAGGAAAAACUUUUGCAUGAACAAAGCUUUUAACAUUUUUAAAUAAAAAACUGAUAUUUGGAGAUGUCAGUUCAGCAACUCCACAGUUUCAGUGGUCUAUAGCACCAUGACAUUUUAGUGCCCCAUGCACAUUUUCACGAUUUGGCCACAAUUCAGGAAAACAGUUAAGAACGUCCUUUCCAUUAAGCUAAUGAUAAGCACAUGAUUAAGUGUAUUCCUGUUCAGGGAUAUUUCUUCUGCACAGGGUCAUAAUAACUAAUGCUAGAUAAAUGAAGUUGUAAUUCCAUCUUCAAUUUCACAAGGGACUUGUUGAUAUAUUUUUUUAAAAGUAUGUUUCAUUUGGCCUGAUCUGCAUUCCUUACUCAUGCAAGUGGCUUUAGUUGGAUGAUGAUAUAAGCAAGGACUGCCCAAUCAGAUCUUCAACAUGGUUGUCUUCAUAAAAAGUAAAUGAUUGGCAUAAAAGCUGAGAUACUGAUCAUAAUUUUUACAGUAGCUAUAGAGAAAUAAUGUGGUACCUCAGAUUCCAGGGCUUUAAUGGUGACCACUGUGUGUAUAAAACUGAAGAUAAGUAAUUUCUUGUUAUUUGCUUGGUAAUAAGUUCUUUUAUAUAUUGGUUUACAUACCUUUAGAGAACAGAACAUGCAUAUACAAAUGUAUAGUAAAAAUCCUUGGGAAGUGUGGUAAUUGUUCGUUGAUAGCACCCACUUUGCACAUUUUAAAAUCAUUCAUUUAAAAAUGAUUGGAAUAUACUGUCAGCUAGCUUCUUUCCAAAUUGCGUUUUUGAAACUUUCAGCUGAUUGUGCAAAAUGCACUUGGGUGGUCUCCUUUAUUUUAUAGAUGUUGUUUUUCUUAAUUCUUAUUUGACUAAAAUAAAUUGCUGCCAGGUGAAAACCUUAUAUGCCAAAUUUUCAAACUGCAUUAUAAUUUUAUGGCUGUAAUACUCAGAACCUGAAAAAAGAGGUUAAUAAUGAGAAUGCUGACACAGCCUUAACUAUAGUAGUGUGAACAUGCUGCUAUUGUAUAAUGUGUAAUUAUAAUAUUAGACUGUCUUCAAGAUGUUCAGUAUAGAAUGAAGAAGGUAUAUUUUAGAUACAACUUUAUAAGCACUAUAAACUCUUCACUAACUAUGAAUUGUAAGGUCUAUGCUGUUUACUUCUGCUGUUAAAAGCAAAAUAUGUAUUAAAUAUAGGUACAAUCUUGUUUGACAG
Molecule: messenger RNA, 3786 nt
Organism: Pelodiscus sinensis (Chinese soft-shelled turtle)
Lineage: Eukaryota; Metazoa; Chordata; Testudines; Trionychidae
Gene: INSIG2
Product: insulin induced gene 2
Biological process (GO): cellular response to insulin stimulus; SREBP-SCAP complex retention in endoplasmic reticulum; cholesterol biosynthetic process
Cellular component (GO): SREBP-SCAP-Insig complex; endoplasmic reticulum
Source: RefSeq, a predicted model, not a curated record